UAACUCAUCGAUCCUUCACUAAUAAGACAGGGUCUUAGCUUUCUUAGAGUGUGUUUCCCAACUACAUUGUCUCCAAUCCCUCUUCCUUGUUAACAGAAAAAUGGGUUACUCCAAGACUUUUCUUCUCCUUGGUCUUGUCUUCGCUGUUGUGCUUCUCAUCUCCUCCGAUGUCUUGGCUCGUGAGCUAGCUGAGGUCGCUCAAACCCAGGAAAAUGUCCAAACUGACGCUGUGGAGGAGGCCAAGCAUGGUGACCAUAAGCACGGGCAUGGACACGGGCAUGGACAUGGUCACCACGGCCAUGGACAUGGACAUGGACAUGGUCAUGGUCAUCCAGGACACGGUACUGCUGGCGAGACAGAAACCGAAUAAAAUUAGACAAAUCCAUCGUCUUAUACAUGCAGUCUGUUUGAUCAAUGUGUCUAAGUAAUAUGUAGCUUAUCUAAGUUUGUAUGCCAAUAAGGUCGAACUGCAGGUUGUGUAGCUUAUCAACUCCCAACCAUAGUAGCAGGUUGUACUUUUUUCAUGUGUCUUCAGCAGCUUCUGCUUUUUUUUGUAUUGCAACUAUUGUGCUUGAAGAUGUUAAAUCUCCACUGUAAUGUCAGGAUGUCUUGCAUUUCUCUACCUA
Messenger RNA from Alnus glutinosa, 626 nucleotides. RefSeq lists its product as uncharacterized. Lineage: Eukaryota; Viridiplantae; Streptophyta; Magnoliopsida; Fagales; Betulaceae. The transcript is spliced from 2 exons. The record is from RefSeq and is a predicted model, not a curated record. Bases 101 to 370 code for a protein of 89 amino acids.